UUGGGAGGUGAGCGGACAUGAGCGGGAAUGGCGGGAUUAGGGCCCUGGAGCUGUUGCGAUCCCUGCCCAGGGUCAGUCUGGCUAACCUAAGGCCCAGCCCAGGCUCCAAAAAGCGGGAGAGAAGACGCGGCCGUGGAAGAUACGGAGGUAGGAAGUGUGGUCGAGGUCACAAAGGAGAAAGACAAAGAGGAAAUCGGCCCCGAUUAGGCUUUGAGGGUGGUCAAACUCCAUUUUAUUUGGCCAUACCAAAAUAUGGGUUUAAUGAGGGACAUAGCCGCAGACGUCAGUAUCAACCGCUCAGUCUUCAGAGGCUGCAGUACCUGAUUGAUUUGGGUAGAGUUGACCCCACGCAACCGAUUGACUUAACACAGCUCACUAAUGCCAGAGGUGUAACAGUGCAACCUCUCAAAAGGGAUUAUGGUGUCCAGCUGGUGGAGGAGGGUGCUGAUAUCUUUUCAGCAAAAGUAAAUAUUGAAGUGCAGAGGGCAUCUGAAUUAGCAAUUGCAACCAUAGAAAAAAAUGGAGGUGUUGUAACAACAUCAUUCUACGAUCCAAGGAGUUUGGAAAUUUUGUGUAAGCCAGUAGUAUUUUUUCUGCGUGGCCAGCCUAUUCCAAAGCGAAUGCUUCCACCUGAAGAUCUAGUCCGUUACUACACAGAUGCCAGGAAUCGUGGGUACCUGGCAGAUCCAGCUAAGGUUGCAGAAGCCCGGCUUGAACUUGCCAAGAAAUAUGGUUAUAUCUUACCAGACAUAGCUAAGGAUGAACUCUUCAAAAUGUUAAGCACACGCAAGGAUCCUAGACAGAUAUUUUUUGGUCUUGCUCCAGGAUGGAUCGUAAACAUGGCAGACAAGAAAAUUCUAAAACCGACUGAUGAGAGGCUGUUAAAAUACUAUAGCUCAUGAAUUCAGGACUGGAGACAACUGCAGGUGUACAGGAAACAUCUGGGUAUGAAAUAAUGGAACGAAAUGGUGUUUGUUUUUUUUAAGACUCCUGUUAUACUAGACAAAACAUAAAUUUUUGUUUAUGUAAUCUUCUGGUGUAGCUCUCAACUUUUUUUAUUGUCAUAAUACAGUGUAUGAAAAGUCUUAACAUUUGGAAACAGUGUGUGUUCAGGCACUUUCUGUUGCAAUGAUUUGCCAGUUAUUUUUUCAGACAAAAUGUUCUGAUGUUGCCUUUAUUUCAGAGGACGAUUCCAAAGAGUAACUUGACUUAAUAAUUAGUUUAAAUUUCCCCCCCCCUCAAUUUAAAAGUCAGAAACAUGGCCGUACAAAACUAAUAUUAGUCCAAUCAUAUUACAAAGCAUUAUAUUUUAUGUUUUAAAAAAGGUAUCUUGAAUACCUCUAAGAGGUAGACAAUCUAUUUUUUGGAUGGGGAAAAUUAAAAACAAACAGAAAUAACAAGGUACAGAAGAAUUCAUUAACGUCUUCAAUUCCAUAGCAAUGUUUUGGAUUUUGCUGCUGUCAUCGAUAGCACCAGAGCUUGAGAGGUCUUGAUCUUUGUCUUACUCCUUCAGAUGGAAUUAAGAAAGGCAGGGUGUGCAGUUUAAAAGAACUUUCUAUCUAAAUUAAAAAAAUAAAUAGCAUAAAUCAAUGGCUUUUAUUAUUCAAACAAUUUAAAACUUGUCCAGACACAAAUGUAAUGUCACUAAUAAAAAUGCAUAGCAGAAUCCAGAGUCAAUGAACAUUAGACAGUGACAGUAGAUCAUGAAGGAUGGGGAUGUGACAGACAAAGCAAACAGUUAGGGUGCAGUUUUCAGCUUUAUCACAGAUUGCAUAUGUGACUGGACACAUUAAUUUAGAUAUUGUGAAAAGUUGUGAACACAUUAUUUUUAUGGGAAACAGUAUUUUAAUCACACCAACUGGAUACAAUCUUGAAAAAUAUUUUCCAACAAAUGUUUCUUUCAUCAAUCUCUCCAGAAUACUAUUACUAUGCAAGAGUAUUCUAGGUUUCAUAGAGAAGUUUAGGAUUGGGCAUUUGAAGAUGAGAGAGGAGACUAAGUUAAUCUAUCAGAACUUGAUCUGACUCCUCAGAAGUUAAAUGAGAUGCUUCAUAAUUACAUGAACUUUAAUGGAAGCUGAAUUUGGCUUUAAAACAGGGAUAACUUGGUUAUUAGGAUGCAGGAAACAGUCCGGAAAAACAGAACACAAGUCUUGCUUUCCAAUUUUUAUGUGCCUCUGGAAAUGCUGCUUAUAGUUUCCUGUAGCCAAACCAUUCCAUCUCCUAGGGGAAGCCCUCUGAGUGCCAGAAUCUCCUGUUUCUCCUGUAUAAACCUGUAUUUCACUUAUAUGCCUCAAGGGGUGGGGGACGACACCAGAUAAGUUUUUUUUUUGGUGGUGGUGUUUGUCAACCAGCCCAGAUUAUUGCUUCGCUCAGCAAACUGCAUCUGUAAUCACAAAACAAAAUAAAACAAGUCUUUUAUUCUUAUGCUGAUUAAAUAAUCUGAAAUCCAGAGAUGAACAAUGGAAAGUCACUGAUUUUUGACAACUUACUCUUCAGCUUCUAUUGUCUGUUGUUAAUGUGUGUUAGAUGCUAUCAGUAGUGGUCAUUCUCCUGACUUGUAGUUUAAGUAUAGGUGAAACAUAGCAAAACAACACCGAUAUAAAAUUGGAUUAUGAAUAGCAGGAAUUUGAUCUUAGUGGCGUUAACAUUCAUAUUUUAUAAGGUGCACAACACUUUUUUGGCACAUUAAGAAUAAUACCAUGUGCCAAAAAAAGUAUAGCUAGUGUUAACUUGAAUGUGAAGUAAAUAACUUUCUCACUUUAGAUGUAUCCUGUUCUGCAUCCUGAUGAUUGUUGGUUUAGAAACUUAAAUGACAAGCAAUACUUUUUUUUAACUUUUUUUUUUUCUUUUUGUUAUUACAAUACUACUGCCUCCAUUUGGGAAGGAGUUGAAGGGGGGGAAGAGUAUUUAUUGCCUUCCCUUAUUUGUGCCAUAAUGUUUCUGUUUUUAUGAAUCGAUUCACAAUUGUAUUUUGUGGAGGUGGUGGUACUCAACAGGAAAGCUACUUAACUGGAAGCAAAGAAGGAAGUUAGUCAUAUUAGUGAAGACCAGAAGACAAAAGUGUUUAUGUAUCAUUGUGUAUUUUUGGGAGGAGAAGAGGGGGGUAGGCAACUUUGUUUCCACUCCUGCUCUUUGUAUUAAAAUGAACAAAUUGCUCUCAGCAAUUUUUUUCGAAAUCAACUUCUUUGAUAUGCACACGCGUGCACGCGCUGGUUUCUGUAGGUUUCUAAAUGGUUUUCAGGUGAAAGGGUAACUUGGAUAAAAUGAUAACAGUGAAAGAAAGAAUGAAAACAGGAAACAGAUGUCUGGUGACGUCGAGGGAUUGGAUAGCACUUAUUCAGUGAACGACGUCUUAGUCACAAGGCAGCUGUAUCCUGGCUCUGAUACUCUAACGCUACAAAUACCUUGGAGCCAAAACAGCCACGUUCCACAAAAUCCGGUCAUUCUACUUCAUAAAGGUGAUCUUUUAUCCUCUUAUAAUUGGAGAGGGCAAAAAGGGCUGUAUGUUGCUUUAUUUAAAAUAUGCAAUGCUUGUCUUUUUUUCCUCUCUUCUGUUUACAGUACCUAGUAUUUUGUAACAGUUGUUCUGAUUUUUAUUUACUAGUGAAAAAGUGGCAAGGCUAUAGAGGAUUUCCUGUUCAUUUUAUCUCGUCAGGAACACAAGUCUCCUGGCAACCGAAUACAGAAUUAUCAAAAGCACAAGUAAGUUAUUGACAAGGUUUCGAAUAGAUCUGUAGUAAACAGCCUCCCAAUGGACUGUUGUUUAUAUGAGGGUCAGGCUCACUGAUGCAAGACGCUAAGCCAGCACUGGCAUCUAAGGCCAUUCCCUUUACUUAGGAGUAUGUACCAUGUUUUCGUGUUCGUAAGAUAAAGGAUUACCUUGGAUAUCCUGUUUUGAUAGGGGUUUUUCAUAUGCAACAAUGUAUUACACAGCAAGAAGCACCCAAUCUGCUGUAAAUGGAAAAGCACUGUCAAGUAGCUAAGGAAAAGAAAUGUUAUUUAUACCAUAAAAUACUGAAAGCCAUGUCAAUUUUUAUCAACAACAUAAUACUUUUGAAUGGUUCCUUAAUAAAACAUUACAUACGUGAGACUGAAAUAAAAAUAAAGGCCUCUGGAUGAGUA
Molecule: messenger RNA, 4122 nt
Organism: Gavia stellata (red-throated loon)
Lineage: Eukaryota; Metazoa; Chordata; Aves; Gaviiformes; Gaviidae
Gene: MRPL15
Product: mitochondrial ribosomal protein L15
Exons: 5
Coding region: 18-902 (294 amino acids)
Biological process (GO): translation
Cellular component (GO): mitochondrial large ribosomal subunit
Molecular function (GO): structural constituent of ribosome
Source: RefSeq, a predicted model, not a curated record